Messenger RNA from Brienomyrus brachyistius, 2273 nucleotides. RefSeq names its product odorant receptor, family 95, subfamily A, member 1 (gene or95a1). Gene Ontology annotation, biological process: G protein-coupled receptor signaling pathway. Gene Ontology annotation, cellular component: membrane. The record is from RefSeq and is a predicted model, not a curated record. Gene Ontology annotation, molecular function: G protein-coupled receptor activity. The transcript is spliced from 2 exons. The coding region runs from base 158 to 1111 and encodes 317 amino acids. Lineage: Eukaryota; Metazoa; Chordata; Actinopteri; Osteoglossiformes; Mormyridae.
CAAUUUGUGCAUACUUUCAAAGCCUUUCCUCCAGUGGGAAGAAUUCCAGGCAACAACUCUCUGGCAUAAUCAUAUAAAAUUUGAUCCACCACCUUUUCACCACCCCAUAGUUCAGUGUGAGCGGUUCAGUGAGAGCUCCUGAAGCCUCCUGUAAAUAAUGCAGAAUGAAACAGGCAUUCUGGGCAAUACAACUAUGAACAAGGGCCUGUCAGCGACACUGAAGAUAUUCUUUGUAAUUCCUUUCUUCAUGAUAUUCUUCUAUUGCAUCGUCGUGAUGCUGUACACCUUUGCAUCAAACCGGCAGUUCUGGGACAGCUCACGCUAUAUCCUCUUUGUCUACAUGCUGAUCAAUGACACACUACAGCUUUCCCUCUCCAUGAUCCUCUUCUUCUUUGUGAUGGCUGACUUGCGCAUCUUCUUUGCCUCAUGCAUCUCCCUCCUCUUCCUGUCCACUGCUACCUUCCAGAACACUCCACUCAUCCUGGCCACCAUGUCCCUGGAGCGCUACGUGGCCAUCUUGUACCCCCUACAACAGCCCACAAUGUGGCAGGCAGACCGCAUCUGGGUCAUCAUGUUGGCCCUGUGGCUGACCAGCUGCAUCCUCCCCAUCGUCGACUUCUCCCUGGGCCAGCUACAGCCUGACUCGGGAACUUUCUCCAGAAUGGUGCUCUGCAGAUCAGGCAUUCUUAACUUGUUUCCAAUUCAGACGUUAUUCAAAGUGGUCCUUAACAGGGUGUUCUUUGGGCUAGUGGCCAUCAUCAUUCUGUUCACCUACAUCAGGAUCCUCUUUGAGACACGGCGCAUGCGUCAGGACCGGGCGUCUGUCACCAAGGCGCUACAGACUGUGCUGCUGCACGGGCUCCAGCUGCUGCUCUGCAUGAUAUCCUUUGCCCAGCCUGUGACGGAAAACCUCCUCAUGAUGCAUGUCAGCUGGCUGCGUGAGAACAUCAUCUUCUUCAACUUCUUCUGCGUCAUCCUUCUGCCACGCUUCCUGAGCCCCCUCAUUUACGGCCUACGUGACGAUAUCCUGAGACGGCACAUUAAGGGCGCUGUCUUCUGCUGCUCUGCUAGCGUUCACCCCAUGGCAACAAGAAAACACUUCUUGAAGUGAGAUUAAUAAAUUGUUUACAUUAGUUCUGUUUCUCACAAUAAAGGCAUUCAUGCUUCGAUAAAGGUGCACAAAUAAUUCUCAAUAUGUAAUUAAAUCUGAUUUAAUUGAAUAUAACUAAAAGAAUGGGGCGGCAUGGUGGUGCAGUGGUUAGCACUGUUGCCUCACACCUCUGGGACCCGGGUUCGAGUCUCCGCCUGGGUUACAUGUGUGUGGAGUUUGCAUGUUCUCCCCAUGUCGUCGUGGGGUUUCCUCCGGGUACUCUGGUUUCCCCUCACCGUCUUAAAACGUGCUGAGGCUAAUUGGAGUUACUACAUUUCCCGUAAGAGUGCAUGUGUGCAUGAAUGGUGUGUGAGUGUGCCCUGCAAUGGGCUGGCCCCCCCAUCCUGGGUUGUUCCCUGCCUCGUGCCCAUUGCUUCCGCGAAAGGCUGCGGACCCCCUGCAACCCAAUAGGAUAAGCAGUUUGGAAAAUGGAUGGAUGGAUUGAUAACUAAAAGAAUGUUAUACCAGUUUAAUUUUUGAUUAUAUGGUGUUGAAAUACACAAGGGAUCAAUUCUCAUCCUUUCUAAUCUGUGACCCAUUGGCAGCUGGUGGUCUUUCAAACAGUUGAAGCACAUUUUAUGGAAUCCUGGGUGUUGAUCUGCCCUGCUGUCUAAAUCUGAGUCUCUCCUUGUAAGGAAGACUAUCAAACGGCUUUCCUAAAAUCAGGUCAACAAUAUUAGCAGUGUCUGCCAUUAUGCACAGCUAGCUAGCAGGCUGGCUAAUAUCCAGCCCCCCCCCGCCCACGACCUAAUUUGAAAUAAACCAACAAACUUUACUAACAUAAUAAGACAUUAACCUUACUAACGAAACAAGGGGCAAACUCAAGAAUUCUCUAUUUAAGUUUUUCUUUACAAUAUCAAAAAUUGAAAAUAAAAUAAAAAGACCAGAUUGAUUGUUUAAAAUGCAGUGGAUAAUACAAUACAGUCAGAAAUUAAAACAUAAAGGCAGAGCCAUAUUAAAUGAUUGUGAUGCUAUUACACAAUAAUGAUGUCUUUAAUAAUCAUAUGUGUGAUAAAAUAAUAUUUGCUCACCAUACAAUGUACAGUUAUUAUUACAAUAUACAGCAGGAAUAAGUCUAAUAGCUGCGUGUCUAUGUGUGUUUCAGUCCUUUUAGGCUCCUUCC